Aspergillus melleus is the source of this 2088-nucleotide messenger RNA. Its product is annotated as FHA domain protein. The transcript is spliced from 5 exons. Bases 1 to 2088 code for a protein of 695 amino acids. The record is from RefSeq and is a predicted model, not a curated record. Lineage: Eukaryota; Fungi; Ascomycota; Eurotiomycetes; Eurotiales; Aspergillaceae. Gene Ontology annotation, molecular function: protein binding. Gene Ontology annotation, cellular component: cytoplasm.
AUGGAUGGAAAACGGGCGGUGGUGACCCUUCACCCUCUCAGCCUGUCUGAUCCCAUCCCAUACCGUUCUUUGACCUUUACAUCCGACUCGGAUCAUGUCGAAAUCGGUCGUGCUUCCAAGCGUGAGGCAAAGAAUCUCGCUCCCACCCACAAGAAUGGCCUUUUUGACUCGCGGGUCAUGUCAAGAAAUCAUGCGAACAUCCGGGCAUGCUUGGACAAGAAGGUUGUCUACAUCUCCGAUGGUGGAUCUAUGCACGGCACCCGCCUAAAUGGCAAGAAACUGUCCGUCGACCAGGAAGUCCCGAUUAAAACGGGCGAUCAAGUGGUUUUUGGCACCGAGGUUACUCGUGGCCAUGACACCUAUCCUCCCUUGUCAGUUCGCUGUGAAUGUCAAUGGUUUGGUUUUGAGGAAAACAAACCUGCAUCAACUAGCAACGCCGAUAGACCUAAAGUAGCCACCAACACGUUUUGUGUACCUGAUGAUGAUGAUGACGACGACGACGACGAUGAUGUUCAAGUCAUCGACAAACCGGCGCCAGUGGUAUCCACGGUGGAGAGUAGCUCUGGGUCUGAGGAAGGUUCAGAUGAUGGAUCGGUUGUUGAAGUCUCCUCUCCGAAAACCACCCCUCUUAAGGACAUCGAUGGCGAAAUUCGUGAUGGCUCGAAGCAGACGCCUAUUGAGGUCGAUAAUGAGCAUAACGAACAACCCCUUGCGACCCCCAGAAUGACACCUUCCUCGAAUGAGGGCGCCAUUGCAGAUGCAGAUGGUGAAACCCGAGAUCAGCUGGGUGAGAGCAGUAACUCCGAGCCUGAUUCCAUGCUGGAUUACUCUGAAGGCGAUUUGGCCUCUCAGUCGGACGAUGAGGAGUCUGAAUCAGACGAAGAGUCAAUGUCUGACUCGUCCUUUGAAUCCGAUAUUGAACUGUCAGAUGCAGAUGGUUACUCCGUGACCGUGCAGAUCCCAUCAUUCCCAGAGAGUCGAAAGCUAUCACAAGCCGAUGACCCUAGUGGUAAGACAGAGAAUGCGAUAUGCCAUUCGAACGGUCAAGGGGAACAUGCCCCGGGCCAAAAAGCGGAUGGCGCCGGCGAUCUGCUGCGAAACCGUCCUCAUGGAGACGGCACCGCUGAGCUGCCUGAAAUCCGCGGGGAUGCCAUGAGCUCGAACCCACAAACUGUCUUAGAACCUGUCUUAGAGCCCGAGGUGGCCCCCAAACCGAAUCCUUCCGCUUGGUCGUCUAGUCAUCAACUGUAUGCGAAUACCCAUCUCCAUCUGCAGCCAUAUGGCAAAAUCUUUGAUCACUCACUCACCGGAUUCCAUUCCAACAGCUUUGGCGGAGGAUUCCCCGGAUGGCCAUCGCGUGGCAGCCUCCCUGUCAACUAUCAAUAUGCCCAGCCAAGGAAUGAGCUGAGACUCAAUGAUUUGCCCCUCAAUGAGAUCUACAGGCCCGGUUCCUAUUACAGUGAUGGGCCUUUUGCCCGCCAGCUGAACGUACCAACGGUAGCUGCCGGUGAACUAGGCCCUAGACCUGAGCUAGAUACAAAUGCCGCGGCAACAGAUACCACUGGAAACGGAGGAAUCUCAGAAGACUACAGCGGCGAACGAAACACUCACCCCAGACCAGACAGCCGCCUGAGAAUAUCCGACAUCGUUUCGUUACCUCAAAUCCCCCCACAAAAGCCUCCCCGAAAGCGAAAGGUAGCGGACAUGGAGGAAAACAGUCCAAUGGAUUUCCCACCACCACUGCUUCACGACACACCCACUUUCGAUUACAACGCUUCGCAGGAGGACCAGAAUGCCGGGAUUGGACUUGAAGAAUCCUCUCUUCCCGAUGCCCAGCCACAGCUUGACCCAAGCGGCAUGGGAGAGACUUACACGCAACUCACUACCAUAGAUGCGACCAAGUCGGCACCUUCGAUCGAUGACCUGGUCUCUCCUGAGCCACAGAAUGAGCGACCAUCCAAGCGGCCGAAGACAUCCGAGGCGUCGAAGAUUAGAAGCCAUGCGGCUACCGCAGUGGUUAGUGCGAUGAUAGGGGCUGUUGGUACCGUCGCUUUGUUGGCUUCCCUCCCCUCUGAUUACUUCAUUUAG